Trachemys scripta elegans is the source of this 4807-nucleotide messenger RNA. RefSeq names its product zinc finger protein 436-like. The record is from RefSeq and is a predicted model, not a curated record. Bases 119 to 1810 code for a protein of 563 amino acids. Gene Ontology annotation, biological process: negative regulation of transcription by RNA polymerase II. The transcript has 4 exons. Lineage: Eukaryota; Metazoa; Chordata; Testudines; Emydidae. Gene Ontology annotation, molecular function: DNA-binding transcription repressor activity, RNA polymerase II-specific; RNA polymerase II cis-regulatory region sequence-specific DNA binding.
GGAACAGUCCCACUGCUCCCCGACAGACUGUCCCAGUGCAGAGACCCCAGCCUGUCCCGUCGCCCCCUUACUGGGACCCAGAGCCCUGCUCCCAGGCAGAGCCCCACGUGGAGAGAAGAUGUCGGUGACCUUUGAGGAGGUGGCUGUGUAUUUCACCAAAGGGCAGGGGGCUCUGCUGGACCCCAGUCAGAGAGCCCUUUACAGAGAUGUCAUGCAGGAGAAUUAUGAGAUUGUGACCUCGCUGGGACUCCCCAUUCCUAAACCUGACCUGAUUGCCCGGCUGGAAGCAGGGGAAGAGCCGUGGGUCCCAGAUCUCCAGGUCUCUGAGGAAAGGAAGAUCCCAAGAGGCACAUGCACAGCAGAUGAGACAAAGAGUGAGAACAAGGAGGGGAAUCCACAGCAGGAAGGUUCCAAGGAAGUGGAACUGCAGGGAACCUUUUUGAGAAGAGCUGAAGGGAAUUUUUCCAAGUGCUUGGAACAGAGAAAAGCAUGCAGUAAUUUGCGCAGGUCGCAGAGAAACCUGGGAAACCGCCCAAUAAAGAAAGUGGAUGAAUCCAUUGAAUGUGAAAGAGGAAGCAAGGAUCUCAAGGAAACCACAGCCCAGCGGACAAAUCACAAGGAAAAGAAACCCUAUAAAUGCUUGCACUGUGGGAAAAGCUUCAGUCAGUGCUCAGUACUUACUAACCAUAGGAGAAUCCACACAGGAGAGAAACCCUAUAAGUGUCUUGAGUGUGGGAAAAGUUUCAGUCAGCACUCAGGACUUACUAACCAUAGGAGAAUCCACACAGGAGAGAAACCCUAUAAAUGCUUUGACUGUGGGAAAAGCUUCAGUCAGAGAUCAGGUCGGAUUACACAUCAGAGGACCCACACAGGAGAGAAACCCUAUAAAUGCCUGGACUGUGGGAAAAGCUUCAAUGAGAAAUCAACUCUAAUUAAACAUCUGAGAACACACACAGGAGAGAAACCCUAUAAAUGCCUUGAGUGUGGAACAAGUUUCAGUGUACCAUCAGCCCUUGUUGUACAUCAGAGAACCCAUACUGGAGAGAAACCCUAUAAAUGCUUGUACUGUAGGAGAAAUUUCAGUCGGUGCUCAAGCCUUAUUAGACAUAGGAGAAUCCACACAGGAGAGAAACCCUAUAAAUGCUUUGACUGUGGGAAAAGCUUCAGUCAGAGAUCGGCUCAGACUAAACAUCAGAGAACCCACACAGGAGAUCAACCCUUUAAAUGCUUGGACUGUGGGAAAAGCUUCAAUGAGAAAUCAGUUCUGAUUAAACAUCAGAGAACCCACACAGGAGAGAAACCCUAUAAAUGCCUGGACUGUGGAAAAAAUUUCAGUGGACCAUCAGCCCUUAUUGCACAUGAGAGGACCCACACAGGAGAGAGACCAUAUAAAUGCUUGGACUGUGGGAAAAGUUUCAGUCGGUGCUCAAGCAUUAUUAGACAUAGGAAAAUCCACACAGGAGAGAAACCCUAUAAAUGCCUGGACUGUGGGAAAAAUUUCAGUGGACCAUCAGCCCUUAUUGCACAUCAGAGGACCCACACAGGAGAGAGACCAUAUAAAUGCUUGGACUGUGGGAAAAAUUUCAGUCGGUGCUCAAGCAUUAUUAGACAUAAAAAAAUCCAUACAGGAGAGAAACCCUAUAAAUGCUUUGACUGUGGGAAAAGUUUCAGUCAGGACUCACACCUUAUUAGACAUCAGACAAUCCACAUAAGAGAGAAUCCACAUAAAUACUUGAAUGGUGGGAAAAGCUUCAAUCCCAGGUCAUACCUUCCUAAACAUCGGAGAAUUCACAUGGGACAGAAUCUAUAAAUGCCUCAACUGUGGGAAAAGUUUCAUUCGAAGCUCAAACCUUGUUUCACAGACAAUCUACGAAAGAGAAGGAGCACAUAAAUACUUAAAUUGUGGGAAAAGCUUCAAUGGCUGCAGAAAAAGAUUCAUUCUGAGCUCACACAUUAGUCCCCAUCAGAUAAUUCACAGAAGAAAGAGCUUGAAUGUGGGGGUGCCUUCAUUUGGUGCUCUCACGGCAUCAAGCAUCAGCAGAUCCACCCAGGGAAGAGCCCUCUCGGAUGUCUUUAUCUUGGAAAAUGCUUUAGAUGGAGCUAACACCACAUUGGACGUAAGAGACUCCUCCACACAGGAGAGAAAUUCUCUCAGUGCCCUGACUAGGGCUGACCAAAGUAAAAACUCUAUUUCCUAAUUCCCACAAACAGCAGUGGCAUUUGGCUCCCAGGUAUCCAGCUGCCCAUGUCUGGGGGCAGGUUCCAGCAGCAGCUGACCCUGAGCUGAUCAGCAACCCUCUGUUUUUGCCUGGUCUAAGCAAACCCCAGGCAGAGGAGAAGUCCUUAUCAGCCCUUGCUUCAGCCCUGGCUGCUGAACUGAUGGGCCUUCCUGCCUCCUGGUAACUUGCUUGGGGAAGGGAGAGAGAAACACUUCCAGAAGCUCCCUCUGCCUGGAUAAAGUUCCCCCGUCUCCCUUCCCAGACAUGAUGCCCCUUCCAUGGAGAUUAGGAGAGGGAUACUUGGGCCAGGCCCCACAUUCACUCUGGACACCUGUCCCCACCCCACCCCCAUUUCCCAGCAGCCCCUGGCCUGGUUUCCCCCACUUACCUGGAGCUGGUCCCUGCAGAGUGAGUGUCCCUGGGGCUGGCAACUCUUCCCCUCCCUAAAUCCCCGAAAGUGCUGGGUUCUGGGGGAUCAAGUGUGAAAGGACCAGGAGGGAUGGAUUUUGGAUAGGAACCUGGGGGAUUGAAUGGUUGGGUCUGGUGGAUAUCGGAAGCAGAGGGUGCUGGAGAAAUCAAAUAUUAGGGAUCAUGGGCUAAGAGCGGAGAGUACCGGGAAGAGAGGUGCUGCUUGUAUCACUCACCUCCUCUGUCCCUUUUUCCCUGCCUCCUCUACAUUCAGAAAGCUCCUUUGAGAGGGACUGAUUUCCACAGGGUCUUUUGUAGGAGGCUUAAAGGUCUAGGGAUCCCACCUCUGCCUCCACAGCAUCAUCCUCCGAGGGUCUCUCUGUGGUGGGAAAAGUGGUUGGGAUUAGCUAGCAAAUCUCCCCUGACCCUCCCCUACUUUUCCUAAACUAGACUGACCCCAACCAUCUUACACAUUCCAUCCCCCAUUAGCAGAGUGAUUGUUAGAGUCACUGAGUUCCCCCUUUGGGGAGAGAUUGUCUCAUUCCUACAUAGUCUCACAUUGCUCCAGGUUAUGCAAAAUAAAUAAAUAAAUAAUUUUUUGUACAUUGACUUCCUUAAAGACCAGAAUUAACAGAUCCUAAAAGUGCUGGAGCAGGGAUAGGAAAAUGUGGUGUCUGGGGUUCUGUGUUAUUUGAGGGUGAUGGGGUGAGUUGGAGGGGUUCCCUCUUCUCCCCUUCACUGUCACACUUCACCCCGACACAGCAGCCUCUGUCUGAGCUUUAGAGAGUUUAUCCUCUCCCCAUUCUCUCCAGGAUGGCUCUUGUCACAAUGUUCUUUACUCUCCAUGCUUAGGAAUCACACUUUGAUUUUUUUGAUCCUGACUCAGACUCCUGAAGGCUAGAGAUGAGUGUCCAAGACCGGGAGGGGGAAUUCAAAUGAAUCCCAAAGCUCUGUUUGAGCUUUCUGAGCUUAAACCCCUGUUUCCAUCUAUUGAUAAAGUGGCUUCUGGGCUUUUUCCAGCCAAGUUCAGAACAUUUGUGGAGGGGUAGAUUUUAGGUUUGGCUUUUUUUUCUUUUUCUUUUUUAGAUUAGGACAAUGCUAAAACUUUUCUAAAUGACACAACCAAAUAAUGAGGAGGUGCUGAGUACAGGUUUAGCCAGUUCAGAGGAAAACGGAUACAUUUGUUUUCCUUCUUUUGGGAGUUAUGAUUCUGUGGGAUUUCUCUUUAUGAACCUGAAUGUGUUCUGUAGCCCAUCUGGUAGUGCUGGAUUUUCUCUUUUCUGAAGGGUGUUUAGUCACAUACUUUGAUAUUAGUUUAGUUUGACAGGAUGUAGCACAGUUUUAUUCAGGACUUUAUGAGACAAAUGAUCAUUUGCCAGAAGAGUCCUUUUUUAUUUUAUUUUAACCUUUCUUUACCCUCUGUCAUGAGAUUUUUCUUUGUUUGAACAAUGAAAAUUAUCACUAUCUCUCAGCAUGAAUACCAAGGGUGAGAGCUAGAUUCACACUCUGAGAGGCCGAAACUGAACGGGGCAUGGCGUUACUGCUUGAUCCCUACAGAGAUGUGAGAUGCAGUCAGGAGCUGGAGAGGGUGGGGAAACAGAGCUGGGAAACUGCAGACUUUUUUCUUGAGAGCCAGACAGCUGAUGCUGAAAACUGAACUUGCUGUGCCAAUGCCAGAGACACACAGGAAUUGCCCUGAGAGUGCUGGGUGAAGUCCCUGAAAUCUAAAGGGUUACAAAUGAUGCCCAGAGAUGAAUUAUAAGUGGAGCGGGCAGCUUCUCCCGACUGCUGAGAGGAGAAGCCUGGGGAGAGAAAAGAAGGAAACUGGGGAAGCCAACAGGUCUGGACCAGUCUUGAAGCCAGGCUGACCCCCAUCAUAGAGGCCAGAUGGAGAUGAUGAGCCUGACAAACCAGUUGGUCACCCCUCCCCAUCUACCAGUGUCCUGUGUGGGGAUGACAGAGACGCUGUCUAUCCCACUCACACCACACUGUAUCUGUCUAAUUGCAGCUCCUUGGAUUCCCUGCUCUCUGAGUGUUUGCUUUGUGUCUUGGGGAUUUGGGCAUAGCAAUGUGCUGGGCUGGGGAAGUAAAGUACCAUGCUGAGCUGGGCUGGGGGUGGGGAAAGGAGUCUGUCUUUUUUUUGUUCUUUGGAAUAAUAAAGUAAAAUUUAGUUUCUCACA